Molecule: messenger RNA, 1347 nt
Organism: Schistocerca americana (American grasshopper)
Lineage: Eukaryota; Metazoa; Arthropoda; Insecta; Orthoptera; Acrididae
Product: lipase 3-like
Exons: 8
Coding region: 21-1238 (405 amino acids)
Biological process (GO): lipid metabolic process
Molecular function (GO): hydrolase activity, acting on ester bonds
Source: RefSeq, a predicted model, not a curated record
CCCAGCCACCACCGCCCACCAUGACCGGCGCCGCCUCCCCCGCGAUCCUGCUGCUGCUGGUGGCGACCGCCGCUACCACGGCAGCCGCUGCUGUCCGCGGGGCUGUGCCCUACGACAUGGAGGACGCCGACCUGGACACGGCGCAGCUCCUGAGGAAGUACGGCUACCCGGUGGAAGAGCACUUCGUGACGACGGGGGACGGCUACAUCCUGCGCAUGUUCCGCGUGCCGUCCAGCCCCAAGGCGAGUGGGGGCUCCGGCUUCCCCAUCCUCGUGAUGCACGGACUGCUGUCCAGCUCUGCAGAUUGGGUCGUCAUGGGGCCCGGCGAGGCUUUCGCGUACGUACUUGCGGACGCCGGCUACGACGUGUGGCUGGGCAACGCCCGCGGGAACACCUACUCCAGGAACCACACCUCGUUCGACCCCAACAGCAGCGAGUUCUGGCAGUUCAGCUGGCACGAAAUCGGCUACUACGACCUGCCGGCGAUGAUCGACCACGUCCUCGCCCAGACGGGUCAGUCAGACAUAUUCUACGCCGGCCACUCGCAAGGCACCACCUCCUUCUACGUGAUGGCCUCCAUGCGUCCAGAGUACAACGACAAGAUCCGCGUCAUGUUCAGUCUGGCGCCAGUCGCCUAUAUGAACAACCUGGACAGCCCUCUGCUGCAAGUUGUGGCGCAGUUCGUCGACCAGAUUUCGUUCCUCACUCAGUUGAUUGGCUUGAAUGAAUUCCUGCCAAACAGUGAGUUCAUACAGAUGGUGGGAGACAUCAUGUGCAACGAUGACGCUUUCACCCAAGACAUCUGCAGCAAUAUCAUGUUCCUGAUUGGCGGGUACAACCCUGAUGAGAUGAACACGACGAUGCUGCCUGUGCUGUUGGCUCACACACCAGCAGGCGCCUCUAGUAAACAGCUGGUUCACUACGGACAGGAGAUCAAGAGCGGACACUUCCGGCAGUACGACUACGGGAUGAUGGGGAACAUCCAGAGGUACGGCAGCAUCGCCCCGCCGGACUACGACCUCAGCAAGGUGACCGCUAAGGUGGCGCUGCACUACAGCAACAACGACUGGUGCGCCGACGUCCAGGACGUCGACAGACUGUACAAGCAGCUUCCAAACUGCAUCGGCCGCUUCCUCGUUACACAGGACACGUUUAACCACCUCGACUUCAUGUGGGCCAUCCACGCCAGGGACCUGGUGUACAACAAAGUUGUCAGUCUGAUGAGCCGCUACGUGUGACCUGUAGCGGGUGUUCUCUUCAAAUUCAUCAAGAUGGAAAUACUGUGUUAAAAAAAAGAUAUGUCAAAAGAUGUAACCAACUUUAUCAAUAAAUAUUAUAAAGUCUUAA